AUGGCCGCCGUGCUGAAUGAAAUACUGGAUAGAAAUAAAUCGCUGGUAAACAAAUUAACAGUUGCGCCUACUUGUACAAAUUUCGUUUCAAUUAUCGCGCAUGAUACAAACAAAUUAACAGGUCUUGAUAAAUCGCUGGUAAACAAAUUAACAGUUGCGCCUACUUGUACAAAUCUUGUUUCAAGUAUCGCGCAUGAUACAAACUCUCGCACAAAUCUUGCUACGUGUAAUGUCUACGAUACAAAUAUUAAUCAUAUUAAAAAUGAAACAAUCGAUACUUCAUGGUCAAAUAUUUUAGUGUCAAAAACAAAUAAAACUGAUUGUGAAUUGCAAUCUGACGAUAAUGUUUCUGACGAUCGUAUGACACUCGUUCAGCGCAAUAAGAAAAAAGUCAAAUCAAUAUCUUUACCGCCAAUUGCUAAAAAAGUUGAAGAUAAUAUCAAUAAAAAUAAAUCUCACAAACUCUCAAAGAUUUUGGGAUCACUCACAACUAGCCCCCUCUUCACGGCAUCUAAAUCCAUUAUUAAAAAAAAAGUUUUCUACAUUGGGAAUGUCAAACUACCUGACAGUUCCAAAAUCGAAAAACACUGUGAGAAUAGAGGAAUCAAUUUGAUUUCCUGUUAUCCGGACUCUAAACGUGUAGAAAAUGAUGAUGAAACAAAAUACUCCUCAUUCAGAUUGUGUGUCCCGGCCGAGGAGUAUGGCAAGGUGAUGACUGCAUCAAACUGGCCUGCCUCAGUUGUCAUUCGUGAAUGGAUCUUCAAUAAAGAUAAUACCAACUCCUCGAACACUCUGCCCAGUGCCAAGACAAAUGCAUCUGCAAUGAAAGAUGUUAACAACACCGAAAAAAACAGCGGCGUCAGCAGAUCAGAUAUCUGA
Molecule: messenger RNA, 879 nt
Organism: Helobdella robusta
Lineage: Eukaryota; Metazoa; Annelida; Clitellata; Rhynchobdellida; Glossiphoniidae
Exons: 1
Coding region: 1-879 (292 amino acids)
Source: RefSeq, a predicted model, not a curated record